Suillus clintonianus is the source of this 3216-nucleotide messenger RNA. RefSeq lists its product as uncharacterized. The record is from RefSeq and is a predicted model, not a curated record. The transcript has 10 exons. The coding region runs from base 1 to 3216 and encodes 1071 amino acids. NCBI's taxonomy places the organism in Eukaryota, Fungi, Basidiomycota, Agaricomycetes, Boletales, Suillaceae.
AUGAGCUGGCGUCCAAACUCCAUCUUGGCAAGCCACACCCCUCGCCAUCGUCCAUUUUUCCCUUGGCGGCAAGGACGCAAUCUCCACACCCGUUCCACUCCUCUCGCAUUACCUCGACAAGUACUACCCCAGCGGUGGGUUUCUGUCGAAACGGUUGCUAAGCUCGUCCGUCACCUUGGCUCAACUGGUCGGGUCUUUGCGUUUCUCUCCAACCAUUCGGAAGAAGACAGCGGUUGGCUCUUUGCAGGGAAGGAGGGUCAAGGUGAUGGAGAGUAUGUUGCGAUGCAAGUUCAGCAUGUUCUCUCUACAGUGUUGAAGCCCUACGCCAGGAUCCUCAAGUCCGCACACUUCGUCUUCCUGGAGUCCGUUCUUCAAUUCAACUUCGCAUCUGCAAUUAUCUUUCCCGCAGCUCGCUUUCAACCCCUUGUCACCACUAAUUUCUUGGUCGCCAUGGCGGAACUUGUUGCGAUUGAGCAACUCAACAUCCGCACCGUAUUUCCGACCCUCCUUAGUAUGUCAGGCGGUCUCGGUCAACACACCAGCGUCAUCCUGAUGACUCCUGUCAACAUUGAUGGUUGCUGCAAGCUGGAACUCACUACAUUCGCGCGCGCUCACACUCAGACUUCGCCUUGGGGCAUUCCUAUUCCUGCGCAAUGCCCCCAAUGUGGCUCUACCAAGAGCUGGGCUGAGAGGGUUGCUGUGACAGUUUCUGAUGAGAAUCACGACGCGCACGCCUCACACCAAGUCUCUGUUUGCCAGUACAUCUACACAUGCAAGUACACCAACUGUGGUAGCACGCAAAAGUUGCCAUGCUACAAGUUUUCUGUCACCAAGCCUCCUGGGUCCAUCAUCAACAGUGCCAGGACCAAGAACUGCGCUUGGUUCAAGUCGCCUUCUACUCAUUUUGUAUCUCAGUCUUUACCUGACUCUACCCAAGGCAAGCGCAAGAAUGAGACAGCGCCUCCUGGGACUGCAAAGAAGGCGCGCAGGAGGUACUACCUCCAGUUCUUAACGGACGCUGAUGAUCGACAUGCUGAGCAAGAGGUCUUGGGUGAUGAGCCGGAGGAAGAACCAUCUGGCGUGUCCCCUGAGGACAGAGAAUUGGCGGCUCGUCCUAAGGACGCAGGGUUCUACAAGAAGGAGCUUAAUGCUUGGGACGUCGCGCAGAAACUCUUCAAGCAGGAGAUGGACGACUAUGAUAAGGAGCAGCAACAGAAGAAAGGCGUGCAACAUUCUAUUAAGUAUAGGACUGGACAUGCGAGGGAGUGGUUCAACAACAUGACUUCUGCACAUCGGAAGGAGGUUGAGGAGGCGAGGGACAAAUGGAAUAGGGAAGGUGCCCCAGUAUCGAAAGAAAAGCCUCAAAAAGUUCUCGACGAUUUUACAGAACAGAUGCGGCGUUCUAUGGGUUGCCGAGUCGUGAUGUUAGUCAGUCACAAGAAAAAUGCCGAUCAGACAUUAAGUGUCAAGAUUCAUGAGUCUCAGCCUGUCAAUCACAAGAAACCGUUUAGCCUGAGUUCUCGAGGAAGCAAAGAGUGGACAUCCGAAGGGUUUGAAAAAUAUGCCGAGUGGUCGAAGGAAGAAUUUUACCCCACCAAUGAUGAUGAUGACUCCUCCGAUGAAGACAGUAAAGAUGGAAAAGAUGCGAUACCUGAAGUCAUCUUGGACGAGCACGGGUUUGCAAAGCUCCCUUCCCGUAAAGGAGUGAGCCUCAGGGGGCAACAAGAGUUGGUUCGGCAAAUUUUUCAUGCAUCUUACAAAGUCUUCACUGGUAGCAAAAAGCCAGUACCUUGGCUCUCGAUUGCCGGCAACCUUUUGGUGUACCUGGAUCCAGACUCCAUCCCUGAUGGUUUCGUCGUGCAAGAUCCGUCUCAUUUGAAGGCGCAGGAAAUAAACCAUCUUUGGGGCCAUUGGGAAGACAGGAAGGCCUCGAAACAGAAACUGGUUAUUUUUGUCGGGGCCGUGAGUUCCCACAUGAACAAGUCCCUGCUCGUCAAUGCUGUCUAUGUAGGCGAGAAAAAAUCAAAAAAGAAGUAUGUACCGGUCGACACUGAUGAUGAAGAGGAGGCUUCAGCGGCGCCUACGUCCACGAAACGUACAAGACAGCUGGCCGAGGCUAAGGCUUCCUCCAAGCCCAAGGCCAGCACAAGGCCCACCAAGAAUUCAAGACCGCAGACCCAGGACAGCUCCGAGGAUAGCUCUGAUGAUAAUCUCACUCCAUCGACAGGGCUGGUUAAGCGACCAUCAGUUGGUCAAGAAGUCGUGCGCACACCAGCCACUGUGCCAAAGAAGGAUCGGAUGUCAUUCUUACGGUCUCUCAGCAGCCACGACGAAUAUCUACUUUUGAUUUCACGUCUCGGUGACUUGAAAAAGGAACGAAGCUCUGAGGCAAUGGAAUGGCCCGCUUGGGCGACAUGGAGUUGGGACAGAUCACACCUUCCGAAUAGUGUGCACUCAGACGAGCGUGAGUUGAACAAGUUCUUGGAGAUAGUCCUCUCUGCAAAGAUCUCUGGCUUGGAAUCAGCCAUGAAGGUCAGCCUAGGUCUUGGGAUGCUGCUAAGAGAAUGCAAGCGAGUUAUCGAAUAUGAGGAGGACGAAGCUACCCUGAACACCCCCUCUUACCUUGGCACCUCUAUUUUGAGUAUCAAGACCCACGACCUCGUCAUAGAGGCAAUCAAUACAGCCAGAGGUGGGGUUAUGCGGAUGCUCAAGGCGAAGGAAGGACAACAUGCUGCCAUUGCUGAGGCUGCUGGUGGUGAAGAACACGGAGCUGAUACUGCCAUUCGGACGAUUUCAACCAGGGAAGAGAAAGAGGAUGAGGGGACGGAAAUGGAGGCAGAUGAGUUGACAAGGAAGGUUGACAAGGAGUCGCGGGAGGUGGAGGAAGAGAAGAAGAAAAUGGUGAUGCUGCAGGAGGACAUGAGAAAGCUGGAGGAGAGAAAGCGAGAGCUGGAGGAGUACAACCAGAAGCUGUUGAAACUGGUGGAGAUCGAAAAGGACAGUGGUGGUAAGGAUGAUAUGGAAGAUAAGGAACAGCGUGGUGAGGAGGAGGAGGAGGAGGAGGAGGAGGAGGAGGACGUCGUCGUCGUCGUGCAGAAAGGGAAGAAAAGAGGAAAAUCUGGGGGAUCUGGAAGACCAUCCAAAAAGGCUACCACUGACAAUAUUCGUCGAUCCAGCAGACCCAGGCAACCCUCAAAAAAGGCCAUGCGAAAGUGA